This is a messenger RNA of Gymnogyps californianus (California condor), 381 nucleotides long. Its product is annotated as centrosome-associated protein CEP250-like. Bases 59 to 376 code for a protein of 105 amino acids. Lineage: Eukaryota; Metazoa; Chordata; Aves; Accipitriformes; Cathartidae. The record is from RefSeq and is a predicted model, not a curated record. The transcript is spliced from 2 exons.
ACUGGAGGAAUCGCACCUUCAGAGGGAUCUGCUGAAGCAAGAGAAACAUCAGCUUACCAUGGCACUGGAAAAGGCAGAGCAGGCAGUAGCAGAGUUGACAGGGGCUCAGAAUAAGCUGAGUGCUGAAGCAGCUGAUCUACGUGUUGCAACAGCGAAGAUGAGCAGUAUGAAUGAAGCCCUUGCGCUGGAUAAAGUGCAACUGAGCAAACUUGUGCUGCAGGUGAGCAGAGCUGCCAAAGAUCUUGCCAAGGGUUCGUCUCCAGCUGCUGCUGCUGCUUCUUUUCAGACUCCUUGCCUUCCGACAGUAGGACUGUCUGAAUAUGGAAAUGUUGUUCCUUUUUCUGUCCAAGCCAAACCUCCUACAGAGUCAAUCUGACUGUA